Saprolegnia diclina VS20 is the source of this 556-nucleotide messenger RNA. RefSeq lists its product as hypothetical. Gene Ontology annotation, molecular function: D-lactate dehydrogenase (NAD+) activity; NAD binding. Lineage: Eukaryota; Oomycota; Saprolegniomycetes; Saprolegniales; Saprolegniaceae. The record is from RefSeq and is a predicted model, not a curated record. Bases 85 to 483 code for a protein of 132 amino acids. The transcript has 3 exons.
GCGACGGGUCAGAAACACGAGACAACUCGGUCGUGAGAUCCCACGUCUUCAAAAACGUCGCGGCGCGCGCUGGCGCGUCGAGGGAUGUGCCAUUCUUGCUUCUGCCACCAGCCCCCCACUUGCCUCAUGUUGAAGAGCCUCGCUGCUGCCAAGCCCGUCAUGGCGCGUGCGCUCCGCACCGCAUCGCUUUCGACAAAGGCCCCGGCUGCGAUGCGCAUCGCCUUCUUCUCGGACGCCAACUACGACACCAAGACGAUGCAAGCCAUGGCUGCCAAGGAGGACAUCCAGCACGAACUCCACUUUUUUCCGCACCGACUAAGCUUGGGCACGGCGCCGAUGGCCAAGGACUUUGACAUUGCCGUCGACUUUGUGAGCGGCACUGUGGACGCCCCCGUGCUGAAAAAGCUCAAGGAAGUCGGCGUACGGUCCGUUAUGCUUCGCUCCGUGGGAUUCGACACGGUCGAUCUUGACAGCGUCGCCUAAACAGAGCAACCAAACGAUUUUAAUAAGUACUAGUGCACGUAUUACAUGUCAACAAUGGGUUUCCUGCGCCGCA